AUGGCUCAAAAUAUGGAUGAAGGCGAGGUCUUCAAAAUUGAAGAUCUGAAGCGGGGAUCGGAUUACCUGAAUACGGACUCGUUGAAUUCCCAAGCAAUUGGAUUUCUCCACUCUCAACAUAUGCGAGCCACCAGGAAAGUAGUUGAUUUCAACUUACAUGCUGUUUUCUUGAUGCAAGAGUUCGGGAGGUCCGAUUCUAUCCAGAAGAUUGUCAGGAUGAUCCGAAAGACAUAUGAUGAAGAUUUUCCACCCAAAACGACCUUACAAAGUCAGUUGGUCGGUGCUGCAAAAUUGGUUGAACAUCGGAUGCAAGUUUACCACAAAAAUCAACAAGCCAAUCCAACCGUAAAAAAGCCGUUCUGUCUCCGAUAUCCCACCUACAUUGAUGUAAUCAAGCACUCGAUUUCCUCUGAGGAUAAGUGUGAGGUCCUACCUGGUGACGUAAUGGUCAUUCUUAUUGAUGAGGGGGGAAUAUGUAUUGGGGUAGGCCUCCCUCCAAAGCCGCAAUCAACAAAGAGCUUGCAUGUCCCUCGUGAUGUUAGGGCCAGGGAGCGAUUGGAUCGAUUUGUGGUAGACAACGUGCUUCAAAGCAAUGAAGACAGUGUAAUACGGUCCAGUCAUAUGUCUAAUCAGUUCCCAGUUUCUACUUUGCCUCUUUCUUUGGAUACCAAGGGGGAGGUACGUGCAGGCAAGGGGGCCAAAAAAUCAACAGUCUCCUAUCAAGCUUAUGGAUAUGGCUUGGGAAGUGUGCUGCGGACAAAACCAUCAAAUGUUCCACCCAUGAUAUCAAGAAAGAAGAGCUACAGGGCCACGGGGACCAUUGGAAAUCCAAACCUGAACCCAAUCUUCCGGAACCUCUUUGUACUGAAACCGGUCCACGGGCACGCGGGCUUGUUGAACUUCGACACGAUAUGUUCGGUGAAAGAAGUCAAUGGGCUGGAGGACAAUGUGAUAAUUGCAGCACGCACAGUAUCAGUCAAUACGCUCCCCAACACCCACCGAGACAAAAAAAACGCCUUGUUGAUGGACAGCGUCUUUUUCUUUGGAAAUCAUCUUGGGGGACAGUUUCUUCUCCCUUCACUAGGCCUAGCUUAUCCAGGCGAUAUUCAGUGGCCAUGUGGAGCAGAGCUUCCUCCUUUUCAUCAAUUGCUCGAUUUUCAGCCUACCAAAAAGGGAAUGAGAAAUUUAGCGACUGUAGAUUUUGGCUUCCGGUUUAUCCAGAAUAUGAUUCUGCAAAAGUUACAGGUCUCCUCAAAGCUCAAGUGA
Puccinia triticina is the source of this 1266-nucleotide messenger RNA. RefSeq lists its product as uncharacterized. The transcript is spliced from 8 exons. NCBI's taxonomy places the organism in Eukaryota, Fungi, Basidiomycota, Pucciniomycetes, Pucciniales, Pucciniaceae. The record is from RefSeq and is a predicted model, not a curated record. The coding region runs from base 1 to 1266 and encodes 421 amino acids.